AUGAGUCAGAUACCAGGAAAGGACUUAAAUGGAACAACUGCCCAAAGUCAAGAUCUGGCUCCUUGGACAACCUGUGGAAGAAAUUUUGCACAAGAUGUUCUGCUGAGACAUGAUCCAAUAUGCAAUAAAGUCUAAAAGAAGCACAAGACUUUCAGCUCUUUGAAACAGAGACUGCAGGGAACAGAAAUCACCACUGUGAAGAAGCAGUUCCCGCAAAAGAAACAACCAGCAAAGAACUAUAACUGGAGGCAGCACCAUGAGGAUUUUAUUAAUGCUAUUCAAUCAGCCAAGCAGGUCACAAGAGCUCUGAAGGAAGGACACCCUCUUCUGCCUCUUCCACCAAGUAUCAGUUCAGACUAGAUUCAGUGUCCUCACUGCUCACAAAUGUUUAAUGAGGCUGCAGCAAAGAGGCACAUGAAGUUUUGUGAAGAACAAGGUGCCCACCGUGCCUUUGCUGCAAAGACCACUGGACAGGCUUUGGGCAAGCAACCAGUGACUCAGAGAAAACCCCCAACCUUAAAAGCUGCUGUGUUAUCGCUUCAGAAUAGAAUACAAGAAGGUGCCAAUACAGACAAACCUAUGCCAGAGACAUCUCCAGGAAUACUGCAGAAAUCCAGAAAAUCUCUGGGUGUAUCUACUGGAAAAAAUCUUCAGGAAAGUUUGGACCAUGCAGUCAGUGUUAUUCCCAUCUCAGACCACAUGGAGCCACGUCAGAGCAGCAAGAAGGCCUUCCAGCCCCUGCGUAAGGUGGUUGUGCUCUUGUGCGAGGGGGUGGCUCAGAUGAUCAGCAUCAGUGGUGGUCCUUCAACUGGAGCAUGUCCAGAGAAGGGCUACGAAGUUUAUUAA
Antrostomus carolinensis (chuck-will's-widow) is the source of this 846-nucleotide messenger RNA. It is a transcript of the gene ZC2HC1B, whose product is annotated as zinc finger C2HC-type containing 1B. The record is from RefSeq and is a predicted model, not a curated record. Lineage: Eukaryota; Metazoa; Chordata; Aves; Caprimulgiformes; Caprimulgidae.